AUGGAAGGAAACAGCGGAUACCUCUUAUUCACGCGCACCGCAGUGGUUUACGGUUUAAUCCUCAUCAACCCGGAGAAGACAUCCCCUGGGAGUGUGGGCGUGAAGGGCAGGUUUAGGGGUACGUCGCUCCAGGCGUGGCCAGAAAAGAGUGUUACCGCUCAGGCGUGGAGGCACCAGGUGCCAAUGGAGGACAAGUUGUUCAAGAGGCUGUUCAUUGGCUAUAACAAGUGGUCCCGCCCCGUACGAAACAUCACCGACGUCGUCAUCGUCAAGUUUGGUCUGUCCAUCGCACAGCUCAUAGACGUGGAGUGGAGUGACUAUAAGCUGCGGUGGCGUCCGUCUGACUACGACAACGUAACGUCCAUUAGAGUACCCUCUGAACUCAUCUGGUUGCCUGACAUCGUCCUCUAUAACAAUGCGGAUGGUGAGUUUGCGGUGACCCACAUGACCAAGGCUCAUCUGUUCCAUAGUGGUGAUGUGUGCUGGGUUCCCCCGGCCAUCUAUAAGUCCUCCUGCUCUAUAGACGUCACCUUCUUCCCCUUCGAUCAGCAGAACUGUAAGAUGAAGUUUGGCUCCUGGACCUACGACAGAGCUAAAAUAGAUCUGGAGCCUAUAGGGGAUACUGUUGAUCUGAAAGACUACUGGGAGAGUGGCGAAUGGGCUAUAGUGAACGCAGUGGGAACCUACAACACUAAGAAGUAUGACUGUUGCCAUGAGAUCUACCCUGAUAUAACCUACUACUUCAUGAUCAGACGCCUGCCUCUAUUCUACACUGUCAAUCUCAUUAUCCCUUGCCUCCUCAUCUCCUGUCUCACUGUCCUGGUGUUCUAUCUGCCUUCUGACUGCGGAGAGAAGAUCACCCUGUGUAUUUCUGUCUUACUCUCUCUCACCGUCUUCCUCCUGCUCAUCACUGAGAUUAUCCCGUCCACCUCCCUGGUGAUUCCUCUCAUCGGGGAGUAUCUCCUCUUCACCAUGAUCUUCGUCACUCUGUCCAUUGUUAUAACGGUGUUUGUCCUGAACGUCCACCAUCGUUGCUCUGCUACUCACACGAUGCCUCGCUGGGUUCGGACACUCUUCCUGUCUGCCAUUCCCCGGUGGCUCUGCAUGAAACGACCCCCGCCUGACCUCAGGAGGAGGGGCCUAGCCGACAAACUCCACCCCGUUGGAACCUUCAGAACGCCUGGUCCCUCCCACUCUUCGUCGUAUUCCACAGCCCACACCCUGUCCCCUGCAGUGUUACGAGCCCUGGAGGGGGUGACCUACAUCGCUGAACACCUCAGAGCCGAGGACCAAGACAUCUCUGUGAAGGAGGACUGGAAGUACGUUGCUAUGGUGAUCGAUCGUAUCUUCCUGUGGAUGUUCAUCAUCGUGUGUCUCCUGGGAACCAUCGGAUUGUUCUUACCACCCUGGCUGGCCGGCAUGAUCUAGAACCCUGUGUGUGUGUGUGUGUGCAUGUAAUAAGAAUAAUUUGGUGGGUGCUUAU
Coregonus clupeaformis (lake whitefish) is the source of this 1483-nucleotide messenger RNA. It is a transcript of the gene chrna2a, whose product is annotated as cholinergic receptor, nicotinic, alpha 2a (neuronal). Gene Ontology annotation, molecular function: transmembrane signaling receptor activity; acetylcholine-gated monoatomic cation-selective channel activity. Gene Ontology annotation, cellular component: synapse; neuron projection; postsynaptic membrane. The record is from RefSeq and is a predicted model, not a curated record. Bases 1 to 1428 code for a protein of 475 amino acids. The transcript is spliced from 8 exons. Gene Ontology annotation, biological process: nervous system process; monoatomic ion transmembrane transport; regulation of membrane potential. Lineage: Eukaryota; Metazoa; Chordata; Actinopteri; Salmoniformes; Salmonidae.